CCGACCGCAGGAAAGACGUGUGUUGGUGUGGUGUUCGAGCUGCUUUUCCCUCCGUGGCUUUUUUUUGGGGCCCUUUUUCUCUUUUUCCUAAACGGCCUUUUUUGGGGGUUGCUCGACAAGACGGAAAAACCGACGAAACGAACAGGACGGACGACCCAAUCCAGUAAUUCCUAGAAAUUAAUAAUCAGCAUCAACAAAGAAUAAAACGGUCACAACCUAUUCGACAACGGCGUCAACCACGAGCACCUCACCCAAACUACCGGUUCAGGCCAAUAGUGUAAAAAGAGUUAAAGAAAGCAAGCACGAAGAGAAAUGCAGAUGCAGCGACGAUAGCCGAAGCAACUCCAACAAAUCACCUCUUCCCCUUUCCUCCUUCUUCAUCCUAGGAAAGGACCGGUUUGCCUCCCCGCCGGGUGGUGCGUGUGUUGUGCGUGUGGGUGUGUGUGUGUGUGUGUAUGUGUGAGUGUGUCUCACCUCAACCUCGACCUCGACCUCAACCUCAACCUCAACCUCAACCUCAACCUCAACCUCAACCUCAACCUCAACCUACCUACCUAGCGACGAACCUAUUUUAGACGAUUCCGGCGCAUCGCCAUCGCAACCAUGCCAGACUUCUCCCCCGUCCUCCCAUCAACAACCUCGGCACCCCCCUCCCCGCCACAUUCCCUCUCCGCCAAAACCAUCACCACCUCCCCAAACCCCCUAUUACCGCUCUACAACCUCGCCGCCAACAUCCCCAUCCCCACCAAAUUCAAAAAGGCCAAACCCUCUCUUCGGUUACAGCGGGUAAAAUCCAAAGACGAAGCCGUCUCUCACGAUGUAACCAAACUGCAAACAUCCUUCGCCAUCCUUCCCUCUCUCAAACAGCUCCAAACCCGCAAAUGGACCCUCUGGGACCUCCAGCACAUGGUGACGUUUGGGUGUUUGGCCUUUUGUCUGCUCAUCACACCAUCAGCCCCGUUUCUCAAGAGCGCCGCGAUGGGGUUGCUAGCAGUUCUGCUGGCCAUGCCAGCGACGAGACAGUUUUUCCUGCCGUCGUUGCCGAUUUGGGUGUAUUUGUUUUAUUUCUUUGCCAGCAGGUUCAUCGCCCCUGAAUACCGCCCCCACAUCUGGGUCAAGGUCCUUCCCGCGCUAGAAAACAUCCUCUACGGCGCCAACCUGAGCAACAUCCUCUCGGCACACACCUACACCAUCUUGGACAUCAUCGCCUGGAUCCCCUACGGCCUCGGCCACUUUGCGCUCCCGUUGGUGACAACGGUGAUGCUGUUUUUGUUUGCCGCCCCUGGGACAACGCCCGUCUGGGCGAGGGCGUUUGGGUACAUGAGCAUCCUCGGCGUGACGAUCCAGAUCCUCUUUCCUUGCACGCCUCCCUGGUACGAGGGUCUGCACGGCCUCGAGCCGGCGCACUACGGCAUGGAGGGCAGCCCGGCUGGGUUGAAGAGGAUCGAUGAGCUGUUUGGCGUGGACAUGUACACGACGAGCUUCACGACCGCCCCGGUGCCGUUUGGCGCGUUUCCUUCCCUGCACGGAGGCGAUGCCGUGCUGGAGAUGCUGUUUUUGCAGUACUGCUUCCCGAGGUUCAGGGCUUUUUUCGUGGGGUAUGUGGUUUGGAUUGCGUGGAGCACCAUGUAUCUGAACCACCACUACGCGAUCGACCUUGUCGGAGGAGGGGUGAUUGCCGCGGUCACGUAUUACAUUGCGAGAACGAAGUGGCUUCCGCGCCCGCAGCUGGACAAGACGACGAGGUGGGAGUAUGAGUAUGUCGAGUUUGGCGACAGGCCGAGGGUGGCGCUCGACGAGGAGUAUGGUGGGAUGGGGUUGGGACUGCUUCAGCGACGGGGGAGCGACGAAUGGACUCUUGGGAGCUCGUCGAGCUUUGACUCGAUGAGCAGGGGGGACACCCUCUGCGGGAGCAGCAGCUCUUCGCCGAAUAUCCUCAGCCCGACGACGCCGAAUGAUGACCACCAUGGGGGGGACCUGUGGAGCAAAGUCCGGACGACGAGCCCGAGAGCGGUGGGGUUGACUGGGGUUGUGGUUGAGGAGGAGCAGAGGGAGGUGUAUGUGAGGUGAUCUCUUGGGAAAUUAAUCGACACAUCCAUCCUUUUCUCGCCACUUCUUCGACUCGGUUCCGGUUGCUUUUUUUCGAUCGCCUUUUUUUUUUAUACAACACGCGACUACUGCUACUAUCGUUAUUAUUUAUCUGUCGGGGCCAAUUCAUCAGCAUUUUAUUGGUUUGGGGUUGGGGGCAAACAAAUGGCAUUGGCAGGGCAUUUCGCAAGCUUUGUGUGUGUGUGUGCGCGUGUGUGUGGUUAUUUGGUAUAUACCCCAUAUCGUUCGCUCGCUUCAUUUUUAUAUAUAUAUGUGUGUGUGUACUGGAAAGGGGGGAAGUCAGUCUUGAUAGACAGUCGUUUCUGUUUAUUGGAGAAAGAACAAAUCAGACUUUUGGAUGGACAGAAGAGCGAGGGAGGGGGGAGGAGGGGGGAGGAGGAUAUAUCCCAUAUAAUGAGA
Podospora bellae-mahoneyi is the source of this 2508-nucleotide messenger RNA. It is a transcript of the gene AUR1, whose product is annotated as Phosphatidylinositol:ceramide phosphoinositol transferase (IPC synthase). The record is from RefSeq and is a predicted model, not a curated record. Gene Ontology annotation, molecular function: inositol phosphoceramide synthase activity. Gene Ontology annotation, biological process: sphingolipid biosynthetic process; inositol phosphoceramide metabolic process. The coding region runs from base 604 to 2070 and encodes 488 amino acids. Lineage: Eukaryota; Fungi; Ascomycota; Sordariomycetes; Sordariales; Podosporaceae. Gene Ontology annotation, cellular component: inositol phosphoceramide synthase complex. The transcript is spliced from 2 exons.